AUGCACGCCAGCGAAUACGACUAUCUCUUCAAACUCCUCCUCAUUGGUGACUCUGGUGUCGGCAAGAGUUGUUUGCUCCUGCGUUUUGCAGAUGACACUUACACCGAGAGCUACAUUUCCACCAUUGGCGUCGACUUCAAGAUUCGUACCAUCGAACUCGAGGGCAAGACUGUGAAACUCCAGAUUGACAAGAGCGAUUCCGCACAAUCACCUCGUCCUACUACCGCGGCGCACACGGAAUUAUCGUCGUAUGACGUAACUGAUAACGACACGUUCACGAACGUUAAGCAGUGGCUACAGGAAAUCGAUCGUUACGCGUCGGAGGGUGUCAACAAGCUUCUUGUUGGUAAUAAAUCCGACUUGACCAGCAAAAAGGUUGUUGAGUACACCGUUGCAAAGGAAUUCGCCGACCAACUCUCUAUUCCGUUCCUUGAGACCUCUGCGAAGAACGCAACCAACGUCGAGCAGGCAUUCUUGACUAUGGCGAAGCAGAUCAAGGACCGAAUGGGAUCCACGACAAGCACAACUAACAACACUAAGGCCAACACCAUCACACCAGGCCAGAGCGUGAACCAGCAAUCCUCCGGAGGAUGCUGCUAA
This is a messenger RNA of Rhizoctonia solani, 600 nucleotides long. RefSeq names its product GTP-binding protein YPT1. The transcript has 6 exons. The record is from RefSeq and is a predicted model, not a curated record. Lineage: Eukaryota; Fungi; Basidiomycota; Agaricomycetes; Cantharellales; Ceratobasidiaceae. The coding region runs from base 1 to 600 and encodes 199 amino acids. Gene Ontology annotation, molecular function: GTPase activity; GTP binding.